Molecule: messenger RNA, 2168 nt
Organism: Mus caroli (Ryukyu mouse)
Lineage: Eukaryota; Metazoa; Chordata; Mammalia; Rodentia; Muridae
Source: RefSeq, a predicted model, not a curated record
CCUGUGCUCCGGGGUCGAGCGCUCCGGGACUGCCCACAAACAUGCGCCCGCGUCAGGGAGUGCGGAAGCCUGGAAAGAGGAACACAAAGUCAAAGAAGCCAGAUAAAGCCUCGAAGGGAAAAGAGAUGGUAGAGGCAGAGAAAGCGCAGAAGAUGCAGAGAGAGCAGAGGGAGGAGUGGGAGCAGGAGGGACAGGAGGAGGUGGUGGAGGAAGAGGAAGAGGAGGAGGAGGACAAGGAGGAGCAGGGAGCUCAGGGGGAGCAAGAGGAGCAGGGAGCUCAGGGGGUGCAAGGGUGGGAUGAUAGGGAGGGCAAGCCGCAGGAAAGCCAAAACCUGUUCCCUGAGUCGUUGAACGAAGAAGACAUCUGGAAAGCCAUAGGCCCCAGUGAAGGCUUUGACGAAGACGUACCGGAAUUUCGUCCCCGCCUAAUUAGCGUGGUCAGCCCCAGCCUGAGCACUAUAUCCCUGCUCAGCAAGGUGUCCAGCCCCUCGUGGGGCGAAGAGGAGCAGCUGCCACACAGGGAGGGCUCUCCUUCUGCUUCCAGCAGCGGCUCGUCCCACAAAAGCUAUCCCAAAAUAUUUCAAACAUUUAAGAAAGACUUGUCUGAAGUGACUGUAGAUAGAGACAUGUACCCAAGUUUGUAUCAAAGAGUUCAGAUGUCAGUACAAACAGAAGAUGAAAGUUGGCUUCAACGAAUUUCUGCUAAAAAGCAGAUAAAAAGAAUACCAUCUAUUGAGAUAACGGAAGCACCGCCACCACAAACUCCAGCUUCUAUGUUAAGAGAAAAUUGGGUAAUUAAUCCUGAAGAGCCCAAGCUAAGCAUUUUAUGUGAGAUGGAGUUUAAUGAAGACUUUGUAAAUUUGUUUGAAACUUCUCUAAGGACGUUACCCAGCGUUGGGCCACCGGCCAUUCUGUCCUUUAGGAAAGAGUACUCAUAUAUGGAUGUGAGCUUUAAGGAUGAACAAGAGCUGGAACCCACGUGUGAAUUUUGUGGAAGUGAUCUACAGUCAUUGUUUUUUAAGAUGGACACUUCCUCUGACAACAUUCAAACCAAACCAAAAUCAUAUAGGUGCUGCUGUCUUCAGUUUCAAAAUCUUCUUGAUUAUAUCAACGAGGAAUUGCUAACCAUCAAAACCCCUGCGCUGGAGUUAAUCAGCAUCUCACCUCAUGCAGCGCAUGGCAGUGACAUCGACAGGCUCAAGGCAAAGGAGAAGGCUCUGCAGAAAAAACAAGAGCGUCAGAUGGCCAGACAUUUUGCGAUAAUAUCACAUGAUCAGAGCCCCACAACAACUGAUGAUGGUAAGACUUUUGUCACGGAUGCCCUGGAAAUUCAGAAAACAUACUCUCAGAAGUCCAUCACCCAGAUGGAAGCUGGUAACAUUUUGGAAUACACCUUCCCUUGCUCUGCCUUCCCAUCUUGGUUUAACUUUACCUGUGAACAGUCUGUGUGUACGGAUCUGAUUAACACGAGAUGUUCAGUGUCCUUUGGUUUUGAUGCUAGUGUGGAUGGCAUGAUUCUCUUAACCUAUCCGUCUGGAAACCUAGCCAUUAUCCGAGUGCCCAACAAGACAGAUGGUUUUAUUUGUAUAAUCCAAGAAGACACGCCCACCAACCCUACCAUCCUGGCACUGUUUGACUCCUCUGGCAGAAGCUCCUGCUAUCACCCCAAUGGAAAUGUCUGGGUAUACAUCAACAUCUUGGGAGGCCAGUACUCAGAUCAAGCCGGCAACAGGAUACGAACUUGGAACUGGUCAAGUACCAUGCCUUCCUUUGUCUCAUUUAAACCUGUCUUUCUGGCUUUGAACCAUUACAUUGGAAUUCGCAUCCUAGAACAAGACAAGGUCUCCAUUAAUUUUCUAGCUAUGGGCCAACAGGCAACAAUCAGCCUUGGAACCAAAGUAAUGCUCCACGAUCCAGAGGAGGUUCCAGCCCUGUGGUUCCUGAGUGGAGACGACCUUCUGCUGUUGGCCAACUUAAUAAAGAUCCGGCGCCUGUUCAAUAAGCUGGAAGGAUGCAUGAAUUUCCCCAUAAGUCAGGCUUGGGAAAAGUUAAAGCAACCUCCCUACCUUUCCUCACUCUCUCUAAAACUACUUGCCCUCUGCCAUAAUUCUGGCAUACAGCAAAAGACAAUGGAAACAAUUAUAGAUCUAAUAAAAGAAGAGGAGUAA